AUGCCUCUCAUCGUCCCGACUCGCACCAAGCCCAGGGUCAUCCUGGGUCUCAUGACCUUUGGCCCCAGCAAGGAAGCCGGCGCGCGCAUCACCGACGUGGCGACGUUGGGCAAAGCGCUCGACACGCUGCAGGCGCGGGGCUACGACGAGGUCGACACGGCCCGCAUCUACGUCGACGGCAAGCAAGAGGCCUUUACGCGCGAGGCCCGGUGGAAGGACCGCGGCUUCACGCUGGCGACCAAGGUCGAGUACCCGUCCAAGCCGGGCGGCAACAACGCGCAGGCCGUCAAGGCGUCCGUGGAAAAGAGCCUGGCUGAGCUGGGCACCGACUGUGUGGAUAUCCUCUACCUCCACUGCCCCGACCGCGGCACCCCCUUUGCCGAGACGCUCGAGGCCGUCAACGAGCUGCACAAGGCCGGCAAGUUUGUGCACCUAGGGCUGAGCAACUUUGCCGCGCACGAGGUGGCCGAGGUGGCGCUGACGUGCAAGUACAACGGCUGGGUGCGGCCGACCGUGUACCAGGGCAUGUACAACUGCAUCACGCGCAACAUUGAGCAGGAGCUGUUUGUCGCGUGCCGGCGCUACGGGCUCGACAUUGUCGUCUACAACCCGCUCGCCGGCGGGCUCUUCUCCGGCAAGAUCAAGUCCAAGGACGUCGUGCCCGAGAGCGGCCGCUUCUCCAACGAGGCGGCCACGCUGGGCGACCGCUACCGCGAGCGCUACUUCAAGGACGGCGUGUUCCGCGCGCUGCAGAUUGCCGAGCGGGCCGUCGCGGCGCACGACGGCCUGACGCUGAUUGAGACGGCGCUGCGGUGGAUGGUGCACCACUCGGGCCUGCGGGUCGUCGGCGGCAACGACGGCAUCAUUGUCGGCGUGUCGAGCGUCGAGCAGCUCGAGAACAACCUGGACAAUGUCGAAAAGGGCCCGCUGCCCGAGGACGUCGUCGAGGCGCUCGACCGUGCGUGGGAGGCGGCCAAGGAGGAUGCGGUGCCGUACUGGCACGGCAAGCUCGAGUACUCGUACAACCCGCAGCAGGUGCUCUUUACGCCGGGCGCGAAAUAG
This is a messenger RNA of Akanthomyces muscarius, 1062 nucleotides long. RefSeq lists its product as uncharacterized. The transcript is spliced from 2 exons. Gene Ontology annotation, molecular function: oxidoreductase activity. The record is from RefSeq and is a predicted model, not a curated record. Bases 1 to 1062 code for a protein of 353 amino acids. Lineage: Eukaryota; Fungi; Ascomycota; Sordariomycetes; Hypocreales; Cordycipitaceae.